Molecule: messenger RNA, 909 nt
Organism: Penicillium alfredii
Lineage: Eukaryota; Fungi; Ascomycota; Eurotiomycetes; Eurotiales; Aspergillaceae
Product: SDR family NAD(P)-dependent oxidoreductase
Exons: 1
Coding region: 1-909 (302 amino acids)
Molecular function (GO): oxidoreductase activity, acting on the CH-OH group of donors, NAD or NADP as acceptor
Source: RefSeq, a predicted model, not a curated record
AUGCCUGACAUUGCCGAAUUUGUCCGUCUGAACAAUGCACCGGCACACCUGUCCUUUGUUGCAGACCACCACGACACUUACCCCUACAUCACACCCACAGGAUCAGAGCUAUCCGGCAAAUCUAUUCUGAUCACCGGUGCCUCCAAGGGCAUCGGGCGCACCACGGCAAUUCGAUGCACCAAGGCCGGAUGCUCGAGGAUUGUGAUCGCAGCCCGCUCCCAGCCCGGCCUGGGCGAUGUGGUGAAGGAGAUCGAGGAAGAGGCUCGUAAAUCCAACCUCGAGACACCCCAUAUCCUGCCACUGCAAGUCGACGUGACCUCGGAUGAAUCCGUCCGUGCCGCCGCCAAGGUUGUCGAUGAGGCAUUCGGAGGCAAGCUGGAUAUUCUAGUCAACAACGCAGGUUAUCUACCCGAAUUCAAGACCGUGAUUGAAUCGGACCCAGCCGAGUGGGUGAAAGGCUGGGAUGUCAACGUCAAAGGAACCUUCUUAUGCUGCCAUUACUUCCUUCCAUUCGUCUUGAAAUCGGAAACGAAGCUUGUUAUCAAUCUGUCGUCGGUCGGGGCUCAUACCUUGACAUAUGGCGGGUCGUCGUACCAGGCGUCGCGUUUUGCAAAUUGUCGGUUGACCGAGUUUCUGGCCCGAGACCACGAGGACGAGAAUCUUAUUGCUAUCUCGGUGCAUCCCGGUGGGAUCAAGACCGAUAUGCGCGACAACUUCCCCGAGAUGCUCCAUUCUGCUCUGGUUGACGAGCCGGCCCUCCCCGCCGAUGCCAUUAUCUGGCUUGCUAAAGAGCGGCGGGAGUGGCUGAAUGGUCGAUUUGUUUGUGCGACUUGGGACAUGGAGGAGCUGGAGGGCAAGAAGAAUGAGGUUGUCGACCGGGAUUUGUUCAAAUUCCGCAUCACCGUCUAA